CCGCAAACGUCGCUCACUGGCACACCUGGGGGACGCACGAGGGGGUGUGGCCCCUCGUCUCCACGCAGUUGGCCGACAGCUUUCCCGGAACGCGCAAACGACGCCUCCUGGACUCCCGACCUCGCAAGGCUAUCUGGGAGUUGUAGUUCAGUUUCGUGGCCAAACUCCGCCGUCCGGCCGCGGCUGGGAGGUCCAAGGCGGUCCAUCGCCUUUGGAUCUUGGUUCGGAGGAUGGAUCCGGGGCCCGGGACCGACGCGGCCCCGUUGGCUGGCCUGGCCUGGUCGUCGGCCUCGGCGCCUCCGCCAAGGGGAUUCAGUGCGAUCUCCUGCACCGUGGAGGGAGCUCCCGCCAGCUUCGGCAAGACCUUCGCGCAGAAAUCCGGCUACUUCCUAUGUCUCAAUCCUUUGGGCAGCCUAGAGAAUCCACAGGAGAACGUGGUGGUCGAUAUCCAGAUCCUGGUGGACAAGAGCCCUCUCCCGCCGGGAUUCUCCCCUGUCUGCGACCCCGUAGACUCCAAGGCCUCUGUAUCCAAGAAGAAACGCAUGUGUGUUAAGCUGGUACCCUUGGGGGUCGCAGACAUGGCUGUAUUUGACGUCCGGCUGAGUGGGAAAACCAAGACAGUGCCUGGAUACCUUCGAGUCGGGGACAUGGGUGGCUUUGCCAUCUGGUGCAAGAAAGCCAAAGCCCCGCGGCCAGUGCCCAAGCCCCGAGCUCUCAGCCGAGACAUGAGGGACCUCUCCCUGGACCAGCUCAGCCAGCCCAGCAAGGGCGGCUUUCCAGAGCGGACACUCUCAAGGCUGGGCUCUCGGGCAUCUACCCUACGGAGGAACGACUCCAUCUACGAGGCUUCCAACCUUUAUGGCAUCUCAGCCAUGGAUGGGGUUCCCUUCACGCUGCACCCCCGAUUUGAGGGCAAGAGCUGUGGCCCCCUGGCCUUCUCUGCCUUUGCUGAUCUGACCAUCAAGUCACUGGCGGACAUUGAGGAGGAGUACAACUAUGGCUUCGUGGUGGAGAAGACAGCGGCUGCCCGCCUGCCGCCUAGCGUCUCUUAGCCCCUCGUCAGUCCCAGGAGAGAGUCCCGGGCGGAUAUCCCACCCGCACCCCGGGACUGGCAGAUGCCCGCCUCAUUCUAUCUUGGGAACCUUGGGCGGCGCAAGGCAUUCUGGAUCCUCGGCUACCCCGCGGUGCGGCAGCCUCGGAGGAGGGGGCGGGACGCGGCUGCUAGGUGAUGGGCCCUGAUGGGCAUGGGUGGGGGCUGGACGGAAACCAGUGCCUUCAAGUCAUUUGUGUCAAAAUACUCUGGUGCCUGGAGGUCACGCGGGCGUCCUCCUGGUAAUAAACACCACCCUGUCCGAGCUGUC
Messenger RNA from Phacochoerus africanus (Common warthog), 1361 nucleotides. RefSeq names its product multivesicular body subunit 12A (gene MVB12A). NCBI's taxonomy places the organism in Eukaryota, Metazoa, Chordata, Mammalia, Artiodactyla, Suidae. The coding region runs from base 231 to 1052 and encodes 273 amino acids. The record is from RefSeq and is a predicted model, not a curated record. Gene Ontology annotation, cellular component: cytosol; ESCRT I complex. The transcript is spliced from 9 exons. Gene Ontology annotation, biological process: viral budding; regulation of epidermal growth factor receptor signaling pathway; virus maturation.